UUUAUCCAAAGUUCCAUACAAGGAGAGAAGAUAAUGACAGUCCCGAGGAAGAAAACUCAGCGCGAUCUCCGAAGAUUGGAGAAAGCUGAAAAGGCUGCUCAACUAGAUAAGAGUAUUGAAAGUGAACUAAAGGAGCGCCUAAGGAAGGGUGUCUAUGGUGAAAUUUAUAAUUUCCCCUUCAAGCAGUUUGAUACUAUCCUUGACAUGGAAAAAUAUGAGUUGGCUCCUGAGAUAGAAGAGGAAGAAGAAGGCGACAUAGAGUAUGUUGAAGGUGAUGAUAUCGAGAUGGGUGACAUGGAUGAUAUGGAAGAUUUUGAAGGCUUUGGUGAUGAAGAUGGUAAACAUUUCCCUUGUUUCUACUGAUUUUAAUUUUGCAUGUUAUAGAGUGCUCUGGUUUGU
Hordeum vulgare subsp. vulgare (domesticated barley) is the source of this 399-nucleotide messenger RNA. Its product is annotated as protein MAK16 homolog B-like. Gene Ontology annotation, biological process: maturation of 5.8S rRNA; maturation of LSU-rRNA. The record is from RefSeq and is a predicted model, not a curated record. Lineage: Eukaryota; Viridiplantae; Streptophyta; Magnoliopsida; Poales; Poaceae. Gene Ontology annotation, cellular component: preribosome, large subunit precursor; nucleolus. The transcript is spliced from 4 exons. The coding region runs from base 34 to 363 and encodes 109 amino acids.